This is a messenger RNA of Dovyalis caffra, 753 nucleotides long. NCBI's taxonomy places the organism in Eukaryota, Viridiplantae, Streptophyta, Magnoliopsida, Malpighiales, Salicaceae. The record is from the annotation of a GenBank genome assembly.
AUGGAAAGAUCAUUAGGAGUGAGGAAAGGUGCAUGGACCGAAGAGGAAGACAUACUUCUAAGGAAGUGCGUCGAAAAGUAUGGUGAAGGAAGAUGGCGUCAAGUUCCCCUUAGAGGAGAUGAGGCAGAGGCAUGGUGGUGGCUACAGAGUAAGCUACAGCGCCUUAGUUCGUUGGAGUUACGGAUGGCAAUGGAUCAGGGGAUAGAUAUCGGCCCAUUACUUCAAUGGGCAUUGAUUGCUGGUAGACUUCCAGGAAGAACAGCAAUUGAUGUAAAGAAUUAUUGGAACACAAGGCUGCGAAAGAAGAUGGUUUCCAGCAAUAAAGAUGUUAAAUCAAAACCGGAACCAAAAUCAAUAACAAAAGCUACCAUAGUAAAGCCUCGACCUCGAAACUUCAAAAAUAUAAGUUGGUUGAGAGAAGGCACUCCAUUUAUCAAUGUCUGUCAUCCAUUUGGAGACGACCUUUGCAAGCCAUAUUCUACAAUGGCAUCGCCACCUUCCGAUAAUAAUGAAGUGGAAAGUCUGUGGUGGGAAAGCUUGUUAGACGACAAAGAUAUUAAUCUAACAAGCAACAGCAGCUUUUUCGGUAAUGGGUCAGAAAUUGAUCAGGAGCCAAUCAAAAGUGUUUUUGUAGAGGAAAAUGUAAAAGGAGGGGGAAAAGUUAGGGACAUCUUCUAUGAACAAGGACAAAGGAGUUGGUGCGACUUCUCCUUUGAUGCCGGCCUUUUGAAUCUGAUCGAUACAGAACUUUAG